GCAAACUCAUUCUUCAAAACUCACUCACUUACCUCCAUUGACUACAUCUCCAUUGAUAUCUCUGUGUAUCUCACAACAAUAUUCUGACAGUCUCUCCAUCGUCCACCUGGCUUCAAGGACCUGUCACUGCCCCUUUCCCCGCCACCGAAUCCAUCCAUCGUCAAGCUCUCAUCGAUUCGAACACCUUUCGCCAACAACCCCAUUCAACCCGCGGAUCGCGAAGGCGCCUGAUCAGUCGAUCUCAAGCUCUGCAGCUGUACCCUCUGCCAUUAUUGAGCUCUCCCAAGGGUCUCAUGUGGAAGAAACGAAGACUUGGUCUACCCUCCGCCCACUCCUCGUCUACCCGCAGAGCCUUACCGAUUGCUGCAACUCUCUCCUCCGACGAUCGAAGCGUGUUCGUUCCCUCGAAGACAACUCAGACAAGUCUGCCCCGUUAGAUGGCAGAUGGUGGGUUCCGGUUCCAUCAGCCUGGAGCCGGGCAGUUUUUCCCUGCGCAACACACAGCACAUCGUAAUCAGAAUCGAGCCUCGUCGCCUUCCGGACGGCGACCUUUCGCCAACGAUACGCCUUCUCCGUCACGAUCGCCAGUCAAUCCUGCCCUCGCCCACAGUUUCAACAUGUUCUCACAGAAUGGGUACCAAACUCAACAUGGGCUGAUGAACGGUGCACAAAAUCAUCAGCGUCACCAGAACAUUCACAUUCCGAAGUACCAACCUCCUUACCACACCCACCAUAAUGUCAAUCAGCAUCACCCGCAACACCACCAUGCCGGACAAUUGGGCCAUCAACACAAUAUUUCCUCCGGAGGUUACCAGACAUCCACCCCUCAUCUCCAGACGUACGCACACAAGCACUUACAGAAUGGCAAUGGCAACGGUCUACCUCAUGAUGAUAUGGAUGAACCAGACAAUGUGCAUUGGCGCGAGCAAAAAGAGGCUUUUGAGGAGAGCAAAGAGCUCAAUCAGCCCAAUUCCCGUGCACGUUCAGUCGCUCACCAGUCGAAGGGUGUAAACUUUGUGCCCCUUGGAGCAGCUGCAGAGGAGAUGCAGACCGACAAUGCACGCAAUGCAAACACAUCAGGCGCUCUCGUUCCGAGCAAACAAACGUGGGAUGAACUCGAUCUGGGAGGUCAAGGUCUUUGUGCACUCUCUCCGGUGCUUUUCAACUCCGCCUACCAUUUCCUCAAACGACUCGAUCUUGUAUAUAAUCAGUUAGAAACCCUUCCGCCACAGAUUGGGCAGUUGAAGAACUUGGAGUACCUAGAUGUCUCCUUCAACGCACUCACCGAACUUCCGGAAGAGAUUGGAAUGUUGACAAAUUUGAGGAAACUCCUACUCUUCAGCAACCAGAUACAUACCCUUUGCUAUGAGCUGGGGUUUCUGUUCAACCUGGAGGUGCUUGGUGUCUAUGGUAAUCCGCUCGAGCCCGGCCAGCGCGAAAAGAUCAGCGAAGGUGGCACAAAGAAGCUCAUCGAGUACCUCCGGGAGAGCAUGCCAGAACCGCCCCCUCCGCGAGAAAGAGAAUGGCACCAACUCGAAGAGAUUCCCGGUCCCGGUACCGACACGAUCAAGGCCUUGAAUUACAACAUCUUGUGUGCGCGAUACGCGACUGCAUCACAGUACGGAUACGUGCCCGAGCGAGUCUUGACCUGGGCGUACCGCAAGACGCUGAUCCUGGAAGAGAUUCGUGAGAUAAAUGCCGACAUAGUGUGUCUGCAAGAACUGGACAGGACUAGCUACGAUGAGUUCUUCCGCGCCGAGCUCUCGAGGUCAGGCUACAAGGGGUACUAUGCCCAGAAGAGCCGUGCCGAAACAUUGGGAGAGAAUGCCAAGUUUGUUGAUGGCUGUGGUACCUUCUGGAAGGACAAAAAGUACAUGCAGCUGGACAGUCAACAUCUUGUACUCGGGCGAAAGGCGGUUGAACGAUCCGGCACCAGCGUGUCUGCUGAUAUGCUCAAUCGAGUUUGGCAACGAGACGACAUUGCGACGGUAGUGUUCUUGGAAAACCGAGUCACAGGUUCUCGGGUCAUUGUCGCCAACGCUCAUGUCUACUGGGAUCCUGCCUUCAAGGACGUCAAGCUCAUUCAAACCGCAGUGCUCAUGGAGGAAGUGGGCAAGCUUGCGGACAAAUAUUGCAAGAUGCCCCCUGCCACCAACAAACAAGCUUUCCGAUUCUCCGAGGUUGAGGACGAGGAGCUUCCCGAGCCUGGACCGUCACUUUCGUAUACUUCCGGCACGCAAAUACCGAUGAUCAUUUGUGGUGACUUCAACUCAGGAGCGAAUUCGGCUGUUUAUGAGCUCUUUACGCAAAAGGGAAUGAGUGCCAGGCACAACGAUCUUGCUGGCAGAGAUUAUGGCAGUCUUACCGACAUUGGACUUCAACAUCAGUUCACGUUGAAAUCUUCAUACGCCGCCAUCGAGGACGAGAUGCCGUUUACGAAUUACACGCCAAGUUUUGUCGAUGUCUUGGAUUACAUCUGGUACUCCAGCAACACUCUGAGAGUGACUGGUCUCUUGGGCGCCGUCGACCCCGAGUACCUAAAACGUGUUCCCGGAUUCCCGAAUUUCCACUUCCCAAGUGACCACAUUGCGAUUGUGGCAGAAUUCAAAGUCGAAAAGCAACGAACAGCUCAGAAAGCGGUCGAGGCUGACUUCGGGCCCUCGAGCAAACAGAAGUAGUGUAAUCUGGAUGUUCAGAAGCCGUCCGCACGGACAGUCAAGUUGCCAGGGCAGAGAUUGGAAGCAGCACGGGGAAAUGGAAGAAUUGGAUUUGACAGCCCACAAGAUUUGGACACGACCAGACGGUUACGUUAGCACUGAAUCCGAUACUAUUAUGUUGGACGGCUACGAUUCGGUCUUUCUGGCUUGCUUUUUCUGUUUUUGUCAGACCAAGAAAAACCACAUUUUCGGUUCUGUUGGUACUGCCACCGCUACUGCUUGUGGUAAAAAUUCGACAAGGCAUGGUUGGCGACUCGGGUGGGAUGGCAUCUGGCCGUUCGGCACAGUAUUUCUGUUUUGUGUGUUUGGAAACACAACUUUGGGGGGGG
Messenger RNA from Exophiala oligosperma, 3046 nucleotides. RefSeq lists its product as uncharacterized. Lineage: Eukaryota; Fungi; Ascomycota; Eurotiomycetes; Chaetothyriales; Herpotrichiellaceae. Gene Ontology annotation, molecular function: poly(A)-specific ribonuclease activity; protein binding. Gene Ontology annotation, cellular component: nucleus; CCR4-NOT complex; cytoplasm. Bases 438 to 2678 code for a protein of 746 amino acids. Gene Ontology annotation, biological process: nuclear-transcribed mRNA poly(A) tail shortening. The record is from RefSeq and is a predicted model, not a curated record. The transcript has 2 exons.